Messenger RNA from Lycium ferocissimum, 1172 nucleotides. RefSeq names its product probable E3 ubiquitin-protein ligase ZFP1. Lineage: Eukaryota; Viridiplantae; Streptophyta; Magnoliopsida; Solanales; Solanaceae. Bases 132 to 971 code for a protein of 279 amino acids. Gene Ontology annotation, molecular function: ubiquitin protein ligase activity. The transcript has a single exon. The record is from RefSeq and is a predicted model, not a curated record.
UUCUUGUAAAAGAAAAACCUCAACGCCAUUCUUAAAUUUACUCUUUUCUGUCUUGGAAUAGACAAUCUUGUUUCUUGAGUGUUGCUGAAAAGAACCAAAAUUUACUGUUUGUUCAUCUGUUUCUUGUAAUCAUGAGUAUGAAUUUGCAAAAUCGACACCCUUGGCAACUACCCCAUAAUCAUCUUGGCUACUAUCGUACUCCAACAUAUUACUACGUUUCAAGAAACAUGGGCUAUGAUUACACUUCUGCUUUUACUGCUCCGAAUACAUAUUAUAGUGACGACUCAUACUUGAGGGCAGCGACCAACAUUAAUGGGUAUUAUUAUCAGCCAACAAGUGAAUAUAUUGAUGAUGUUUUUGUCACAGAUGACGCUUCUCUGUUUCGUACAAAUAUACAAAAUCGUCAUCCUUCACAAGCCCACAAUCAUCGUCAAGUUCCGCCAAAUCACUACAGAAAUUCAAGAAACAGUACUGGUAAUCACUUGGCUCCACAUAACAACUCUGUUUUCCCAAAUACAUAUUCAUCUUUGUGGGAUCCCUAUUACUAUCAACCAACAAUUGAAUUGGUUGAUGAUGCCUAUGUCACAACUGAUGUGCGUCACUUAAUAGAGACGAUGCAAAAUCUUGACCGCAACUUUGGUAGUAGUCUCAAUGAACUGCCAUUUGAUUAUACAGCGUUUCUUGAUCUAGGGGAUGAUGACACACAAGUAGUCGACCAGGAGGAGAAUAUUAUCAUGUUCAAAACAAGAAGUCAUUGUGCUAAGGUUGAAGUUACUAAUUCAGAAGGGACUGUUAUAGGUGCUGAUGAUAGACAAGAAAUAUGUGCCAUAUGCCUAUGUGAAUAUGAGAAUGAUGAGAUAAUUGGUACACUUGACUGCGGACAUGAGUAUCACGCGAGUUGCAUAGAGCAAUGGCUGCUGAGGGGGAAGCAAAAUUGUCCAAUCUGUCGGUCUUCAGUUUUGCCAUCAUAGGAAUACACAAAUCUUAUACUACUUGUCCUUAAUUUCGUAGCUAGAUAUUGUUUUUAUUCAUCCCUUUGUACAAUUCUUUUAUUCAUUUGACAGUUCUUGCUAUGUAUAUGUUGAAAACUGAUUACCUCAUUUAGAUUAUACAAUGGCCAACUGACUUAUAUUGUUGAUUUACAUUUGCAGCAACAACAGUGAGAGUUGAUA